AUGCUGGGCGGUUUCUCAAGCAAGAACGGUCCUCCAUCAUUUGCUUUCCCCUCUUCACGACCAGCUCCACUAACAACCAAAGAUUGGAAAGACACAUUAAUGGAGGUCAAACGCCUGUAUCUGCAGCGACAGUACAAGCAAUGUGCUGCUCGCUGUGUGGAACUUCUGAAUAAGGCAAAGCCUACGGUCCAUCCUAUCUGCAAGUCUUUCCUGUCCUUCUAUGCCGCAAUCUGCUACGAAUUCUUGGGUCAAGCUGCCCAUCCGUACUCUGUCCACAAGCUCACCCUCCUAAACUCGGCUCUCGAACACUUCAUCCAGUGCGGUGAUGCUCUUCCUGCACCUAUUACCCUUCCCCGACUGUCCAAGACCGAUGACGAUCCAUCUUGUCCAUCAAGCCCAACUUCCCCAGCUACUCCAAUCACAGUGGACGAAUGUCUGGCUUUGUUCCAGUUGCCAAACCAGAUGUCUCCACAGCGAGACUCAGUGAUAGCUGGAAUUUCUCGUCUAAUCGAUGCCUCUCUUCAACAAAUAGAUGAUCCUUUCUUGGACAGUGAUGAGGAUGAUAUUGAGGAACUACUCAAGCUGGCAAUGAUGACGACCAGCACCAGUGAGGGUCAAAUCACCACUACUACAAAUUCUCCAACCUUGCCAAUCACCACCAAACUCACUCGAGACUCCGUGAAGAGAAGAAGUCUCCUGCCCUCACCCCUAAGCAUUAACAAGACAAUUGAUGACAACGCCUCUGACACCACUGUUGUUCCUUCCAAGCCGGCUUCGGGGAAUGGGAACCAAACUCUGUCUAGUUCUAGAGUCCACCCUCCCAGACUUCCUCUGAAAAUCAUACCUACUGCGAAUCUCAAUGCUGGGGAUGAGAGAUCCAGCCCGUCAUCCUCAUCCUUCUCCUGCUUUUCGAGCCCGAUUUCGACUAUUCAGCCCCUUUCUAUCAAUCGUCCUCGUUUCGAAACCCCGCCUACCUCUCCCCUUUCCGAUGGUCUCGGCAAGGGCACACCUAGCAUCGCACUUGAGAACUUGACACCCGUUCACGCAGCCCGAAUCGUACGCUCUAACCGGGGAAUCGCAUUCCUGCGUGAGCAAAUCACAACAAGCAUCCAGGAGAUCCAAACCCAUAUUCGUCGAGUGCAGGAACUUCAAGCAAUUCGCCGAGCUCGCAAGAUGCAGCGCGCGGCAUCUUUUUGGAGCUUCGAUCCUGUUACCGAUUCAGAGAAUUCCGAGAUGGGUUUAGGUCCUGAGUCUACGAUCGAUGAGUUUGGGAAUCUGAUUUUAAAGGAGACUAAAGAACAACGCCUUGUACGUCUGCGAUCUGAGAAAUGGGAGACAGUUGGGCUUCGCUCGCCACGUAGCACAUGGAAGGGUGCACGCUAUUACCAGGAUUUCUGUGCUAUGGUUAUGAAUGAGAUCAAUAUGGAUUCGUGA
Messenger RNA from Penicillium malachiteum, 1434 nucleotides. RefSeq lists its product as uncharacterized. The record is from RefSeq and is a predicted model, not a curated record. Bases 1 to 1434 code for a protein of 477 amino acids. The transcript has 2 exons. Lineage: Eukaryota; Fungi; Ascomycota; Eurotiomycetes; Eurotiales; Aspergillaceae.